CAUUUUUUGGGAACUUGGAUUUGCAUAGCUGUAAAUUAAAAAAGCUGUUUCACAAUAUUGACGCUAAAGACAGUUGCACUUUCAAGACAGUCCCUUACUAGAGAGGCUUUCAGUUCCUUGUCUUUUUGUUGUUGUUACGUGUUUGCAUAAGAGCAGUUGAGUUUAUCGCUAACGAGCUAUUGAUAUUUGAAGCUCUGGGAUUUGGCAGCAAAAUCAUAGCAAAACUCGUGUAAUGCAGCCUACGGCUGCAUUUGUAAAUUAUUUGCAUACUGUACUUUUCCAGUAAUAAAACUGCAAAACCCCAAAUAGUUUGCGUAGAUUGCGUACGAUUUGACAGCAUGCGAAAUGAGUUUCGUUUUCAUUCUGAUUAGAGGGGCAACAUAAUAGCCAUAUUCAUUCGAAUACGUAAAAUUUUGAUCCGAAAUAUUUCCUGUUUUUCUUAUUUAUUUUUUAACUCAUACUAAUAAAACAUAGCCUAUCCGUGCAGAUAUACGUUAACGUAGGCUACAGCUGACACGUGCUAUAACAAUGCAACUUGAGAUAAACAUUCUAUCGUAACUUCUGGUACGAGACAGAGACGGUUUGCAUGAAUGAACAGAAUGGGGGAUUAGCCACGAGGGUGUCAACGGGAAGUUUUAAAAAGUGAAUCGACCCACUAUUCUUCCUAUAGCUAUAAUCCUGAACUGUGUGGGGGGGGGGGUAGGCUAAUUCCGGUAAAGCACUCCAAAACGAUACAGACUUAAAUAACAUCUCGGGAAAUUCACCAUCAAGCUGUCAACUAGAACGCCGGGCUUUCCAAAUAGUUCUAAAAUCAUUAGCCUACUUAAUCACGCCCCCCUGCUAGGCUACUCGCGACGCCCGUGCUCUAAAGUAGCGCGUAGAACCUCAAGGCGACAGUGUAAGCAAAGCGACCAAGUGACUCACAACUUCUGCGGAGCUUGCAGGUGCGUGGCGACAUCCUCAUCACCGGUUUACUUCAGAGAGAAGACAGCCGCAUCUCGCGCAAGAGCUGCCCGGUAACGGCUGGUGCCCAAGAGCUGCCCGAGACUCUCCAGUGCCAUUGGGCGGAUAGCUGGCGACACACCACAGCGGGUUAGUCAUGAUGGUGGUUUGGGGGGUCGCCCUGCUCCUGCUGGGAUUGCUGGAGCGCGUCGGCGGGGCUACAGAGGGGUGCGCCAGAUGGGUCCCCUCCGCUGAUGACGGUGAUGUGUGCUGCCAACUGUGCAAGCCAGGGAAUCAUUUGGUCCGCAACUGUGGCCCAGAUCCCAAGACUCUGUGUGAGCCCUGCAGGGAAGGCACCUACCUCAGCGACCCAGGUCUGGAGUCCUGCCGCAGGUGUACUCAGUGCACAGGUGUGCGAACGGAGACGCAAGCCUGCACCAGAACCUCCGACACAGUGUGCGGCUGCAAGACGGGGUACCGCUGUGCGGACGCCAUGUGCUCCUCCUGCUCCCAGGAGUGUGGAGCGGGGCAGCAGCCCGUAGCCAACGGGACCUGCCAGGCAUGCCCGCCCGGGACCUUCAACCACAAGAUCCACAGCCAGUGUGUCCCGUGGAGCACCAGGUGCCCCCAGCCAGAGCAGAAGAUCGUGAAGCCGGGCACCGCGGUCAGCGACAUCGUCUGCGACUUCCUCCCAAACGGCGGCAACGGUCGUACAGAGGGGAUGAUGGUGGCAAUCCUGGUCAUGUCUCCCAUCUUCCUCGCCAUAUUAGCGGUCUGCAUCCUCAUCAUUUGGAACAAGAAGAAGAAGAUGAUGAAGAAACAGCAGAAGCAGACGAUCACCAAGGAACCCGCGACAGACACGCCAGUAACAGUUUCGAUGGAGUUCAGGCGUCUGGUGGAGCAGGAGAGCACCUGCUGUUUCCCCCAACAGGAGCAGGGCAGCAGCCUGGAGUCUGUGGCCUCCCUCGAAUCCGAAGUCAAACUCCUCACAGUGUGAGGGGCACCAGAACCCACCCUCACACCCAGCCCCCCUAUCUGACUG
Molecule: messenger RNA, 1984 nt
Organism: Anguilla anguilla (European eel)
Lineage: Eukaryota; Metazoa; Chordata; Actinopteri; Anguilliformes; Anguillidae
Product: tumor necrosis factor receptor superfamily member 9-like
Exons: 8
Coding region: 1100-1939 (279 amino acids)
Biological process (GO): regulation of cell population proliferation
Cellular component (GO): external side of plasma membrane
Molecular function (GO): cytokine binding; signaling receptor activity
Source: RefSeq, a predicted model, not a curated record